UUUGUGAUGCCAAUGGCAUAGUUGCAUCGGAGAAUAAUACUAUAGAACAAUUACGGCAGGCUUUACGGCAAUUCGUGAAAAGUGCAAAAGAUGAUCCAAGUAUUGUUGUAAAAACUUGGCAGAAUUUACAAGAAAAAGAAAAAGAAGAAACUGAAGCUAAGGAAGAACAAAAAGAAACUGAGGAAAAUGAGUGGGAAAAGUUUACGGACAGGAUGGAGCAAUACUUCAUAGCAAAUGAUGUGGAAGACCGAAGAAAAAAAAGAGCGAUUUUACUAAGCAAGGUAAAUGCCGAAACCUACGAUGUUGUUGACGAAGUCUGUAAGCCAGAGAAGCCUGGGGCAAAAACGUACGAUGAAAUAGUGAAGCUAGUGAAGGAUUAUCUGAAACCAACAGUUUCGUAUUUGGUGCACCGUACCAAUCUCGAUGAGCAAGUACUUGAUCAACAAGUAGUUAGACUGCAAAGUGCCUCUAUAAAAGCAGAGAUUUUGAAAUUAGAAACACCAACAUUAAAGGAGGCUCUGCAAAAAUCACUGGCAACAGAAGCGGCAAAUAAAGGAGUCGAAAAUUUGAAAACCAAUAACAGCAAUAGUAAUGAUCCUAGUUAUGUGGACAUGCAUAAAAUUAAUACAUCAAUAAAAAGGAACUUUGGUUCCAUGCAUCAAAAAGGCAGAAAACAACAACAAAUUGGAAAACAAGAAUCUACGAUCCAAAGGAAAUCCCAGAGGCCGGAAUCAUCACAAGAACAGGAUUCAACACCAAAACAGCAAACAGAGAACUUAUGUUAUUGUUGUGGCAAGGCAAACCAUUUAGCGCGUGACUCUAUGAAUCAUGACAACACUGUGUCAAAAUUUGUCAGAAUGUUACGGUACGUAAGCAUAGAAGCUAAUAAUAUGAAAAUAAUAUCAGAUGUAUAUGUAUCAAACGCUGAAAGUCCGCCUAUCAUAGGUCGACCGUGGCUAAAAGCUCUCAAAUUAUGGCCUUUGUAUUUGGGUAUGAAAUUGCAUGAAAACAAUAGCCCGAAGUAUUUACUGGCUCGCACGGUACCAUUUUCGCUCAAAGAGAAAGUCAGUAAAGAAUUAGAACGUUUAGUUUGCGAAGGUAUAAUCGAGGCAGUGGAAACUAGUGAGUGGACAACACCGAUUGUGCCGGUUCUUAAACCCAAUAGCGAUGUCCGAAUUUGCGCUGAUUUCAAAGUAACAUUAAAUCCACAGCUAAUUACAGUCAGGCAUUCGCCACCAAAUUUUGAUCAUGCUGUCGCGGAACUA
This is a messenger RNA of Copidosoma floridanum, 1265 nucleotides long. RefSeq lists its product as uncharacterized. The record is from RefSeq and is a predicted model, not a curated record. Lineage: Eukaryota; Metazoa; Arthropoda; Insecta; Hymenoptera; Encyrtidae.